AUGUCUACAGUCCCGAAGAAUAUCGUUGUGAUCGGCGCAGGCGUGGUAGGAUUGACAACGGCAGUCAAGCUUCAAGAGAAAGGUAGAUACAACAUAACGAUCGUUGCGGAGACCUCGUGCACCGACGCCAAGUCGGUCAGGUAUACCAGCCUAUGGGCGGGAGCGCAUCAUGUCAGUCAUGCCGGCCUCAAUGCUCGAGAGAUGGCAAUCGACCGCGAAACCUUCGAUGUGAUGUGGGAAUUGUCUGCGCCGGGCAGUGAGGCGGAGCACUGCUUCAUGCGUGUUUCUCAAACAGACUACUUGCUGGACGGUCGUGAUGAAGGCUUGGAUUGGAUGCCAGACUUCAAGACGCUUCCUCAAGAGUCUCUUGCACAUGGCGCGGUGUGUGCCACAUCAUUCACCACCGUGAACAUCGAUACCCCGAUUUAUCUGCUAUACCUCCGCUCUCGGUUCCUCAAAGCAGGAGGAGUGAUUGUCACUAGCUCCGUGCAACACGUUCAGCAAAUCAUUGAGGGUGGUCCAGAAGUCCUCCGCACCGGCACGACAAGACCAACAUCCGUCGACGGGCUCAUUAUAUGCGCCGGUCUCGGCGCACGCACCCUUGGCGGAGUCGAGGACAAAGCGGUCUUCCCCGUCCGCGGCCAGAUCGUGUUGGUGAACGCUCCGUGGAUCACGUUCGGGCGUACCGUCAGCCAUGCUGAGAAGGGCAUGUGGACGUACGUGAUCAGGCGGCGCUCUGGGAAUGUUGUCUUGGGCGGCACUAAAGAAGAGGAUGAUUGGUACCCCGUCGCCCGACCUGCGACGACGACGGACAUUCUUGAACGCUGCCUCGCAAUUUGCCCCGAGCUCGUCCCGGCUGAAAUCAGAAAGUCCCGUGCCGGCACCAUAGACGACCUCCGCGAGCUCAUCGUCGACGAAGGCUGCGGCUUUCGUCCUCAGAGGAAGGGCGGGAUCAGGCUCGAUGUGGAGUGGGUCCCCAGACGUGCGGGGCAAGGAAAGGUUCCUAUGGUGUUCAACUACGGACAUGGGGGCGGAGGUUACCAGUCUUCGUGGGGGAGUGCGUCGAUCGCUCUCGACUUGCUCGAGAAAGCGCUAGCGUCCGCUGAGGAGCAGUAA
Epithele typhae is the source of this 1116-nucleotide messenger RNA. Its product is annotated as D-amino-acid oxidase. The record is from RefSeq and is a predicted model, not a curated record. NCBI's taxonomy places the organism in Eukaryota, Fungi, Basidiomycota, Agaricomycetes, Polyporales, Epitheliaceae. The coding region runs from base 1 to 1116 and encodes 371 amino acids. The transcript is spliced from 7 exons. Gene Ontology annotation, molecular function: D-amino-acid oxidase activity; FAD binding.